Messenger RNA from Cuscuta campestris, 1764 nucleotides. NCBI's taxonomy places the organism in Eukaryota, Viridiplantae, Streptophyta, Magnoliopsida, Solanales, Convolvulaceae. The record is from the annotation of a GenBank genome assembly.
CAGAAGGAUGAAUUGUGGCAGAGGAGUGUCCUCUGUCAAGAGCGGCUAAGGGUGGUGGGGUGAUUUCUCCGAGGGAAUUUCGGGUAUCAUUCAAUGAGAACGUGAAUGAAGGGGAAGGGGUUCAAGGCCAGCAGUGCACUAGUGCACGACAAUGAUGUCCAUGCUCUUGGACCCCCCUCAGCAGCUGGAGAUGAUGUAGGGCAUGAAUUCGAGGAGGACGAUGAGGACCCUUUCUUAGAGGAUGAUUUGCCCGAGGAUUACAACAACAAGAUUAAGUGUAGCCCGUUAACUAUCAUGCAGUUGGUGAGUUUUGCUCUGAUUGUUACAUCUUUAUGUUGUAUUUUAGCCAUCCCCGUGUUAAGAAAGAUAUCUAUUGGUGGUCUCGAAUUGUGGAAAUGGGUCUUGAUGGCCUUGCUGUUGAUCUGUGGGAGGAUCAUAUCUGGCGGGGUGAUUAGAGUGGCAAUCGUGUUUAUGGAGAGCACUUUUAUACUGCGAAAGAGGGUGCUGUACUUUGUAUAUAGUUUGAGAAGUUCCGUGCAGAAUUGCGUUUGGUUGGGUUUGGUUUUGAUAAGUUGGCUAUGCAUAUUCGGCACGAGGCUUAAGAAGGUUGCGGAAGGGGCAAUACUCCCACAGGUGACUCGACUUUUGAUAUGCUUGUUUGUGGGAACGUUGAUACGGCUAGCAAAGACUGUUGCGAUUAAGGUCCUUGCUAUGUCAUUUCAUGUCCCUGCAUAUUUUGAUCGGAUUCAAGGGUCUCUGUUCAAUCAAUACGUGAUUCAGACAUUGUGUGGCGGCCCUCCGUUGAUGGGGAAUGUGCGUGAACUAGAGAAGGAGAAUAAGAGCCAUACUUCAAUGUUUUCAAGAAUCAUCAUGUCAAAGAAGGGCAAGGUUGAGGAGAGAAGAAUCAGCCCUGAUUACUUGAGUAGGCUCACUGAGAAGAACAUUUCAGCAUGGAAUAUGAAGAGACUGAUGGGGAUUGUUCGGAAAGGUAUGCUGUGGACUUUAGACGAACAGAUGAAUGAGUGCAGAGGUAGAGAUGAAUCUGCAGUGCAGAUUACGAGUGAGAGACAGGGAAAUGUUGCAGCCAAGAAGAUUUUUCACAAUGUGGCUAAGCCAGGCUCUGUGUAUAUUUACAAAGAGGAUCUCCUAUGCUUUAUGAGAGAAGAUGAGGCAUUGAAAGUGUUGCAUCUGAUUGAAGGUGGAAGUGAUGAUGAGACCAAGGGGAUCAGUAAAGGAGCUCUGAAAAAUUGGGUCAAAGCAUUUCGGGAACAGAGAUUUCUUGCAUUGUCUCAAAAGGACACCAAAACUGCAGUGAAUAAAUUGCAUCACAUGUUGAACUUUUUUGUAGCAGGGCUUGUGGCUGUCAUAUGGCUCCUUAUACUGCAAGUUACAACUGUGAAAUUUUUCAUCGCUUUAUGUUCUCAGAUUGUAGUGGUGGCAUUCGUGUUUGGAGACACUGCAAAGAGAGCAUUUGAGGCCAUCGUUUUCUUAUUCAUAAUGCAUCCCUUUGAUGUGGGUGACUGUGUUUUAAUGGAUGGAGUUUGGGUAAAUAAAAUAAAGUUUUCUUGAUUAGUACAAUAAGAUUUCCUUCCUCGUGUUUCCUUCUUUAUUUUCAUGAUUCCUUACAAUGUAUAUCUCCUAGGCCUAGCCUCCAUCAUUAUAUAUAACAGUGUUUCUAAGACAGGAUAACAGUUUGUAAUCACAUUUGAUUUUCUGUUUUUGGAUUUCAGAUGGUGGUGGAGGAAAUGAAUUUAUUAACAACAG